GCCCCACCCCUCGUUUUCCGGCAGCGCCCGCGGCCGCUGAAGGUGAGCGGGCCGUCAUGGCUUUCUCGGCGCCGGCGGCCUACCUGACCCACCAGCAGAAGGUGCUGCGGCUUUAUAAGCGGGCGCUGCGCCACCUGGAGUCGUGGUGCGUCCACAGGGACAAAUACCGGUACUUUGCUUGUUUGAUGAGAGCCCGAUUUGAUGAACACAAGAAUGAAAAGGAUAUGGUGAAGGCCACCCAGCUGCUGAGGCAGGCCGAGGAGGAAUUCUGGUACGGUCAGCACCCUCAGCCAUACAUCUUCCCCGAGUCUCCUGGGGGCACCUCCUACGAGAGAUACGAGUGUUACAAGGUUCCUGAGUGGUGCUUAGAUGACUGGCAUCCUUCUGAGAAAGCCAUGUAUCCUGAUUACUUUGCCAAGAGAGAGCAGUGGAAGAGACUUCGGAGAGAAAGCUGGGAGCGAGAGGUUAAGCAGCUGCAGGAGGAAACCCCACCUGGCGGUCCCAGAACUGAAGCUUUGCCUCCAGCCCGAAAGGAAGGCGAUUUGCCCCCACUGUGGUGGCAUAUUGUGACCAGGCCCCGAGAACGGCCCAUGUAGGGGAAGAUGCCUCACCAGUCCCACGUGCAAGUGAAAUAAAUUAUAGGACAUACGCUUGCCCUAAUAAAGUAACUCAAUAUGGUA
Molecule: messenger RNA, 680 nt
Organism: Sus scrofa (pig)
Lineage: Eukaryota; Metazoa; Chordata; Mammalia; Artiodactyla; Suidae
Gene: NDUFB9
Product: NADH:ubiquinone oxidoreductase subunit B9
Biological process (GO): mitochondrial electron transport, NADH to ubiquinone
Cellular component (GO): respiratory chain complex I
Source: RefSeq, a predicted model, not a curated record